AUGGAAGGCGGUAGUCAAGAGACCGGGGCUCGAGGGCAUACAGUAUUCCUGGACGCGACUGAGGCGCCACACGACGAUGGUGUCGGGGCCAGAAUGCCCCGACGUGCACAAGAAUAUCCGGUCCGACGUGAGCGAGAGGUGUCCGGCCGAAGGGAGGAUUUGAGGCUGCCGGUGGACAACAUAAUAUCGGUGGCGGAGCUGUUGGGCCUGGUGGAGGAGGGAGUUGAGGCGGCGGCCACAGAAAUACAUGCUCUUGCAGAUGAGAAGGAUGACCAGAGGAAGCAUGAGGAAGACGAGGGACAGGAGGGGGAGCAGGAUAAUUAUGUAGAGGAGGAAGAGGAAGUGGAGAAUAAGGACCAAGAAGAGGGGGAGGAGGACGAGGAGGAAUGGGGGGAGGAGGACGAUGAGGAUUUUCAUGAGGAGGAGAAGGACGAGGAGGAGUGGGAGGAGGAUGAGGAUGAGUAUGUGGAAGAUGAUUUUCAUGAGGAGGGGGAGGACGGGGAGGAGUGGGAGGAGGAUGAGGAUGAGGAUGAGUAUGUGGAGGAUGGUUUUCAUGAGGAGGGGGAGGACGAGGAGGAGCAGGAUCAUAAGAGCACCGAAGAUCAGGUGGAGGAGGAGCAGGGGCAGGAGCAGCAGCAGGAGGAGCAGGAGGCCUUACAAAAGGAGCAGAAAGAGAAGGGGGAGGAUCAGGAGCAGAGAUUAGGAGGAGCAUGGGGAAGAGUUAAGGGAAGUUGUGGAGCAGGGAGGGGGGGAGCAGGAGCAACAGGAUUUACAAGAAGAGCUGGAGGAGGAAGAGGCAAAGCUGGGAAAGGAGGAGAAGGAAGAGAUGGAGCUGGGGCACGAAGAGCAGGAGCUGAGGAGCUGGAGAAGGAGGAACCAAAGUGGAAGGAGCAAGAUGGCUGGUGCCUGGGGAACGCACAGGAGCUGCCGGUGAAGCAGGAGGAAGAGACGCAGAGAAGUGCAAGCCUACAUCCUUUCCUGUCCUUGCUCGAGGCUCUUCAGACUGAGGUGCAGCCCUUGAAUACAUAUGCCAGCCGGGAGCACGCUCGACUCAAACUCAGGAUGUGGCAGAGGCGGCAGCGUCAUCUGGAACAGAGAAGUGCCCUUAUCCAGGGCAUCCGUGGUUUCUGGGCCAAGGCUUUUGUGAACCACCCUCAGAUGUCAGCCCUGAUUAGUAAGCAGGAUGAGCGCAUGCUUCGCCACAUGACCAAUCUGAAGGUGGAGGAACACACGUUCCCCAGGGAAUGCCGGAAGAUCCUGCUGUUUUUUGGCAAGAACUCCUACUUCCAGAAUGAAGUCGUUACGAAGGAGUAUGUCCUUGGCCUUGCUGGGUAUACGGCGUCUCAUUCCAGUCCCAUCCAGUGGUACCCAAGGUACAGACAGGAGGCCUACAGACGCAGGCAUGACAACAGCAGCCUC
Messenger RNA from Herpailurus yagouaroundi (jaguarundi), 1419 nucleotides. Its product is annotated as testis-specific Y-encoded-like protein 4. Gene Ontology annotation, cellular component: nucleus. The record is from RefSeq and is a predicted model, not a curated record. Gene Ontology annotation, biological process: nucleosome assembly. Lineage: Eukaryota; Metazoa; Chordata; Mammalia; Carnivora; Felidae.